AUGUCCCAAAAAUCAAAAUCAAAACGAAAGACACCAAGGCAACAAGGACCCCCGACGACAAGCCCAAACCCAACCCCAUCGGAGUUCUCAUUCGCCAUAGCCAGAAUCGCAGCGUCUCAAAUCAGUCAAUCAGUCGGCUUCAAAGCCACGAAGCCUUCCGCUGUCGAAACCCUAGCCCACAUCGCCAUCAAGUACAUCGAGGCCAUAGCUUCCGCUUCAGCCUCCUACGCCGCCAUGGCCAAUCGCACCAACACGAACGUUUUCGACUUCACCAACGCCCUCCAUGACUUGCAGUCGGUGCAAGGCUUCAAAGGCGCCUCCUUUCUCCACAAAAACGGCUUCUGCGUUUUGGGUUCGAGCGUUUUGACCGAUCUCGCCAAAUUCGUCAGCUGGAACGAGGAAACCCCAUUCGCCAGGCCGAUUCCGCGGGCCGAGAAAUUGGAUACAGAGAAACGGAUUCCGUUUCCGGUGGAAACGGAUUCCGGGAGGGAUUUGCACGUGCCGAGAUGGCUUCCAGCAUUCCCGGAUGUAAAGAAAACGGUCACGAAGAGGAGGAAUGGUGAGGAGUUGUGGGAGAAUAUGGUGGCUGGGAAUGGUGGUGGUGGUGUUAUGAAUGAAAGUGAAAGUGAAAGAGUAAGUGAGAGUGGGAAUUGGAAUGGGAAUGGUGGGAAUGAGAAAGGGUUUUGCUUGGAAUUGGGGGAGGAGAAGAAGAUGGGGAGAGUGAGGUUUAGGAUUGGAUUGGGGGUUGAGGAGGAGGAGAAAGGGGUGGCGGGUUUGGGUUUGAAUUUGAGAAGUGGGGUUUGUAGAGGAGGGAAAAGAGUAUGUUGGAAUAAUAACAGUAAAAUUGGUUACAAUUUUGAUGAUGAUGAUGAUGAUGAUGAUGAUAAAAGAUAG
Molecule: messenger RNA, 894 nt
Organism: Prunus armeniaca (apricot)
Lineage: Eukaryota; Viridiplantae; Streptophyta; Magnoliopsida; Rosales; Rosaceae
Source: the annotation of a GenBank genome assembly